AUGAUUUUGUGGCGGAGCUCAGUGUGGCAAGCCCUCAAAGGCCGGAGCAAGCAGCCCAGCAAGCACCGUGAACCUUUAAGUUCAAUAAAUGUCAAGCCUGUCCAAAACCAGGUAAAGUCAGGCAAAAUCACCGAACAAAGGCAACGGGACUACCUCCCAAAUACUCCAAAAGUCGCAAUCCGGAUUCAGAGGAGGAAGUCAUCAAACCUCAGUGGCAAUCAAAGAAACAUCAUGCGCAGGCCAGCUAUCAUUGAGUCGGAUCCAGCUAGUGACGAGGAAAACGACACCAUAGAGGACUCAGACAAGUCGGAAAGUGAAGAAUCUGAGAUUGAGCCCGCGGAGAGCAUCGCCAAGAGUUUGUUUGGAGAAGUUCCUACUACAAUCACUGGCUCCCGUCAGAAGACACCUCACCAUAGACGACUGGCAACAGUACCACCCACUCCAAAGACCACGAGUUCAUCACGGUCGUCGAAAACUCCACCUCAACCGAUUUGGGGCUCACAGUUCAAGCCUUUCAAUUCCCAUGUGGGACUCGAUAAUGACAAGUCCUUUUCUGAGGAGUCAAUCCUAGUUGAUGACGAGUCUGAUGAUCAUGGUCACACUCUCAAUAUCAAGCCUGAGCCUGACAGUGCCAACGAAUCCGAUCCUGAGCCCCACUCUACUGAAUCCUCACUUCAAGCGGACCCUAUAGCACACAUUGUUUACUUGAAAACCUGGAACCUUGAACUCCGUAAUGUGAUCCAACGCGGCAUUCUCGAGGUUAAGGGACAUAUAGCUUUUGAGCAUAGUUGCCCUGAUCUCGUGUCGAAGAACAUCUAUGCACGGGAAAUACUGCUGAAGGCUGCACAGUACCACAGUGCAGUGCCAAUCGAGAAACAGAUGAGGAUCGACAAUGAGUAUUUGUCAGCCCUCACAAAUCUAAUUGACGCUCGCGCCAGUCUGUUUCACAGUGAUAUUAAGGACGUCGCGAGCAAGAGCAUAUCAGGUUACUUCCGUCUCGGUGGUUCGGACAACGACACAAUUCUUGACCGACUUCUCGCCAAUCAUUCAUAUAUUUUUCCACAAACAUUCGACGCUGGGGGCCUCCCUUCACUGAACCGACAGAAGCCCUAUCAAACCCAGCCCGUGUUCGUUGUGAUGUACGAAGUAUUCUUCAAACACUUGAAGUCCGUUGGUGUACAGUUUGGACAGCGCUUCCGUGACAUUGCGAAUAAUAAGGGUGGUUGCCCGGAGAUUCCAAUCCCCAUGUUAGCCAUAGUCUGCACUGCCAUUCGCGCUAUCCUACUUGCGAAGAAAAACGGGUCGAGUGACGACUUCAAGUUCACAGGUAAUCAAUUUUUAGAUAUUUACAACCACCAUGUGUUGUUGUUGGGGAGCAUCCAGAAAAAGGCACCUGUCAAGUUUCAUAAAAUGAUGUCCGACAUAUAUGACGACGUCCAUUGCUUCCGUCAUAGCAACACUGGAGGCUAUGACCAGGAUGAUAGCCUCUCGUUCUUGGACUUGGACGGCAUGGAAGAUGAGUAG
Molecule: messenger RNA, 1524 nt
Organism: Suillus subalutaceus
Lineage: Eukaryota; Fungi; Basidiomycota; Agaricomycetes; Boletales; Suillaceae
Exons: 12
Coding region: 1-1524 (507 amino acids)
Source: RefSeq, a predicted model, not a curated record